Molecule: messenger RNA, 702 nt
Organism: Aspergillus melleus
Lineage: Eukaryota; Fungi; Ascomycota; Eurotiomycetes; Eurotiales; Aspergillaceae
Gene: GIR2
Product: RWD domain-containing protein
Exons: 2
Coding region: 1-702 (233 amino acids)
Biological process (GO): cytoplasmic translation
Molecular function (GO): protein binding
Source: RefSeq, a predicted model, not a curated record
AUGGGCCGCGAAGACCAGAUUGAAGAGCGCGAGGUGCUCGACUCGAUUUUUCCGGAAGAAAUCACAGACAUAUCUGACACCGCAUACCGGAUAUCGAUCGCCCUCGACACGCCCGAAAAUGACGUCGAAGAAACAGAGCAACCGGUUCUGGUGCUGCAGGUGUCGUACCCGCCUGACUACCCCGACGUGGCCCCGGAGUUAGACAUUUCGGCCCCUCCCAACGCGCCGAAACACCCGCGACUAGAUAUCCAGGAGGAUCGGGACCGACUGCUCGAGACGCUGGGGCCGGCGAUCGAGGAGAACAUUGGGAUGGCGAUGGUGUUUACGCUGGUGAGCGCCCUGAAGGAGAGCGCCGAGCAGCUCAUGUCGGAGCGGGUAAACGCCGUGCAUGCGCAGAAGGAGAUGGAGGCCGCCAAGGCGGAGGAGGAGGAGAACCGCAAGUUUCAGGGCACGGCUGUCACCCGGGAGUCGUUCCUAGAGUGGCAGGCGAGGUUUAAGCAGGAGAUGGAGGAUGAUGAGAGGAGACAGAAGGAAGAGAAGGAGGCGGACGACAAGAAAUCGAAGACGAAGACGCCGGCGAAGGAAGAGAAGAAGCUGACGGGUAGAGAACUAUGGGAGCAGGGAUUGGCCGGAAAGGCCGACUUUGAUGAAGAGGAGGAGGGUGCUAUGCCGCCUGUUGAGAAGAUGAAAAUUGCUGCGUAG